Trichomonas vaginalis G3 is the source of this 467-nucleotide messenger RNA. Its product is annotated as KilA, N-terminal/APSES-type HTH, DNA-binding family. The record is from RefSeq and is a predicted model, not a curated record. The transcript has a single exon. Gene Ontology annotation, molecular function: DNA binding. The annotation marks the transcript as partial. NCBI's taxonomy places the organism in Eukaryota, Parabasalia, Trichomonadida, Trichomonadidae.
AUGUCAGUCGAAGCAAAAACAUUCACGAACAAAUCUAAUGGCGAAACAUUCACAAAAGGCACUUAUAACGAUAUUGAAGUCUUACGUAGAGACAAGGAUGGUUACAUUAAUGCAACAAAGAUGGCAAGAGAAGCAGGAAAGUUAAACCAUUUAAACAGAUUUCUCAAUAGUACUAAAAUGCAGGAAAUUCUUGAGUUUUGGUUGAAAGAAUACGGUGGAGCCAAAAGUGGCUCGACCUCAAAACAAGCAUUUUAUGAGCUUGCUAAGGGCGUUAUAAAUGAAUUCAAAGGUAUUUACAUACAUCCUGACUUCGUUCAUUUUGUUGCUGAAUGGUGCUCUGUAAAGUAUGCAUUUUAUGUCAAAGAUAUUAUGGACUCCAUAGACAAGAAAGUUCAUGAGAAAUUAGAUGAAGAAGAACUCGAAGAUACAGUAGAGAAUGCUAAACCUUUGUUUGAAGAAGAAGUUGA